Drosophila obscura is the source of this 2839-nucleotide messenger RNA. RefSeq lists its product as uncharacterized. The annotation marks the transcript as partial. NCBI's taxonomy places the organism in Eukaryota, Metazoa, Arthropoda, Insecta, Diptera, Drosophilidae. The transcript is spliced from 4 exons. The record is from RefSeq and is a predicted model, not a curated record.
AUGUGGACGGACGUCGAGGCCGAAUACAAGGCCUGUUCCGCGGUGAUGGCUGACGAGGAUCCAGAAAUCCAAGCGGACAUCCGGGAAACAUAUGGCGAAUGCUAUGGGGUGUUUGAGCAGUGUCUCAGCGACCUCAAUGCCCAGCUGGCCCCCUCCGCAGUCCUUCCUCCCGCACAUCCAGUCCAACAGGGCGGCUGCUCCGAAGCGACGUUCAUCACUGAACGCCUCUUUAACAUCAUUAAGCCACCGUUCGAAGCUAUCCAGGCUCAAGUCGCGGGUUUAAACCAAACCGUAGCGGCUAAGGCGCAAAAGCGUUGCCACUUCAUGAUCGGGGCCGCCUCCAGGCCGGGCCUCAAGAUCGAGACCACGGCAUAUGUUCUGCCUCAAUUAGCAGGCAACCUUCCUUCAUAUCCGAUACCGCAGCACUUCUUGGAUAACCUUCCAAACCUCCAAUUGGCAGACCCUUCCUUCCACCGAAGCUCGCAGAUUGAUGUGCUUCUAGGCGCUGACAUCCUUCCUGCUAUCCUGCUGAGCGGCUUCCAGUCUGCCAUUUGUGGCUCGCUGCUGGGACAAGAGACCAUCUUCGGAUGGGUCCUAUCCGGUCCGGUAUCAGCUGACUCGGCUCGGACGGUUUCCGCCUUCACCACGAAGCUCUCGUUUAAUUCGGAUGUCCGACUCGAGAAGCUUCUCACCAAAUUCUGGGAGGUGGAGGACCUUCCGGGGAGACCGACGAGCGAGUCCGAUUCAGUGUGCGAGGAAAACUUCCUCCAGACCACUAAACGAACCCCCGAUGGGAGAUACGUGGUUACUCUCCCUUUCAAGUGUCCAGAAAAAGUCGAGCUAGGCCACUCCAGAAGCGCGGCCAAGGCCCAGUUCCUUAGAAACGAGCAGCGGCUGCAGCGGAACUUGCCGCUCAAGAAGCAGUACGACUCCGUCAUUCAGGAGUAUUUAGAGCUCGGCCACAUGACAGCGGUUACACCUAGUCAUGAUUCCGGCCAUUUCUACCUGCCACAUCACGCCGUGUUUAAACCCGACAGCACCACAACCAAAUUGCGCGUAGUCUUCAACGCCUCCAGCCCGUCUUCCAACGGGAAAAGCCUCAACGACACGUUGCAUGCUGGGCCAGUCCUUCAGUCUGACUUGACCAUGCAAAUCCUGAGGUGGCGCGUCUUUCGCUACGUUUUCAAUGCCGACAUCAACAAGAUGUAUCGGCAAAUCCAACUCACCACUGUCACUUUCGGAGUCAACUGCGCACCGUACCUCGCCCUCCGCGUCCUCAAGCAACUCGCACAAGAGGUGCGUCCACAGCUGCCGAUGGCAAGCGUCAUCCUGGAGAGCGACAUGUACGUGGACGACGUGCUCGCUGGUGCUCACUCUCAGUCUCAGGCAAUUUCCGCCAUUGCUGAACUACGCGAAGCACUCGACUCUGCAGGGUUUCCGCUCCGAAAGUGGACAGCUAACCAUAAGGGCGUCCUGCGCGACAUUCCAGUCGACCACUUACUCCGCGCUGACUUCCUAGAGCUGGAAGAGAGUAGCAUCGCUAAGACGUUGGGAAUCCGAUGGCAAGCCAGUGCCGACGAGUUCUUCUUUUCGCCUCCCGCUUUAAACGAGCGACAAUCCUGCACGAAGCGCAAUGUGCUGUCCCAGAUCGCGCAGCUCUUUGAUCCAGCGGGAUGGCUUGCCCCCUUCGUCGUCCAAGCGAAAAUAUUUAUGCAGGAGAUUUGGUUGAGAGAGUUAGGAUGGGAUGACGUCCUUCCUAACGAUCUGUCUCAAGCCUGGGAGACAUUCCUGAACAGCUUUCCGGCCAUCCAAGGGAUCCGCAUUCCGCGGUGGUUACACGUCUGUCCGAUGGCCAAGGUACAGAUUCAUGGGUUCUGCGACGCGUCUCAACGUGCCUAUGGGGCAGCGAUCUACGUCCGAGUUGAGCGUCCGCAGGGCAUUACUCGAGUGUGCGGAGCUGUCCUUCUGACAGAACUCUCCGUGGCCAUCCUUCCUCAAAUGCCGCUCGACGCCAGCCAGGUGUACUUUUGGACCGAUUCCACUAUUGUGUUGGCCUGGUUGAACAGGCCGGCAUGUGAUUGGACCACCUUUGUAGGGAAUCGAGUCGCCAAAAUCACUCGCUGUUGGCCCCGCGAACGAUGGAGCCACGUCCGAUCCGAGGACAACCCGGCCGACCUCGCCAGUCGAGGGCUCGGACCCACUGAACUGGUCGGCAAUGACAUGUGGUGGCAUGGCCCUGCGUGGCUGCGUGGUCCGCAGUCGGAGUGGCCUUGUCCACGAGGCUCAAUCCUUGAGACCGACUUGGAGAAACGAGCCGUCAAGGUUCACCACGCCACUGACACAGCCUCGGACAUUCUCAGCCGAUUUUCCGAAUUCGGACGCGCUCUGCGCGUGAUCGCCUACGUUCGGCGGUUCGGCCUGCGCGUCAGAGGGCAAGCAACGCCAGUCCACGUAUCCACAGAGCUAGACAAUAAAGAGGUUGCUAGCUCUCAAGCUGUCACCAUCACGACCCAACGCUUCCAUUAUACGGCGGAGCAUCGCUGUCUUGUAAACAAGCAGCCACUUCCGACUACGAGCUCUCUUCAGAACCUCAAUCCGUUCCUGGACCGAAACGGAGUCAUGCGGGCAUGUGGCCGGGUCCGAUCCUUGGCAUCCAUGACCUACAAUGAGCGGCAUCCAAUCCUGUUGCCACCCGCAUGCCUCCUGGUUCGCCUGCUGGUUCGAUUACACCCAUCACGUAUCCCUACAUGGUGGGGAACCGGCUGGUCAUCCGCCUCUACCGGGCGACGUCUGGAUCCCUCGACUUCGUCACGUCGUGAGGUCAGUAAUGCUCGCUCCU